Rhodotorula toruloides NP11 is the source of this 2940-nucleotide messenger RNA. RefSeq lists its product as uncharacterized. Bases 1 to 2940 code for a protein of 979 amino acids. The transcript has a single exon. The record is from RefSeq and is a predicted model, not a curated record. Lineage: Eukaryota; Fungi; Basidiomycota; Microbotryomycetes; Sporidiobolales; Sporidiobolaceae.
AUGGGCCAGUCGCAGUCGACCCAGAGUCGCUCGACACGGGUGGAACGGCGGUGGAAAGGCGACUCGCGCGAGACGGCCGACACCUCGACAACCGCAGCCCAACCUGCCAGCUCUUCCCCUCGAAACCGCCGACAAACCAUCUCCCGCCGGUUCCAGCUCAAAGGGCGUCGACUGCGACAGAACACCGAGGCGCAGCGAUCAAUGCUCGAGGCGAUGGUGCAGCAGCGCGAAGCAGAGACGAUGCUCGCCGACUUGAAACGGGAACGGGAUGAGCGACCGUCUGCUCCGCGACUUGCGCUUGGCUCAAGCAGCGGGCUCGAGGGUCUUUGUAUCGUCGUCGGCGAGGCGAGCCCCUCGACGGGCAAGCAGGCGUCGCCGAAAUUGGUAGAAGGUGGAUCGUCACCGGGCCACUCGCAGGCCACGAAGAUUGCGCCGGCAGGCCCUUCCUCAGACGCGACACGACUGCUUGCUCUCCCUGACACAAGCACGAUGCCCCUCUCGUACCACCUUCGCUCACCCACGCCCGGACUCUCGACCUCCUCCUCCACUGUUCCCUCGUCCCCCUGCCCCGACCUCCCGACGCCCAAAUCGCACUGGUCCGAGUCCUCCGUCGGCACUCCUACGCCCCAACUCCCCUUCCAGUCCUUCCGCGACUCGCUCAACCUGAACCGCCUCUCACAGCUCUUCCCCAGCGGCACGUCCUCUAGCGGGACCCCGUCCAGCCCGCGCUCUCCCGACAUGGAGCGGCUUUGCGACAUAUCGUCGACCGAUAAGGUCGUGACUCAGCGGUGUGAGCAGACGAAGCGACGGAAGACGGGCGCAGGGCGGCCGCAGAUCGUGGUUGUCGACGCGCAGCCCGUGGGCGCGAAGCGGUACUCCCAGAUGAUGACGGCGGAGGAGACUCUACAGGAUGAGCUCGGGUGUAGCGAGCGGAAGGGCAGUACGGGCGGUGCGAGUAUUGCGACGAUCAAGCCGACCGGUGCUCGCAAGGCCAGCGUCGUCUCGACAGCAGGAUCUGUCGACGUCUGGGACAGCGACAUCCCGUGGCCUGGCAUGCGACAAGCGCGCACAUCGACGCCUGACGUUGCUCUUUCGCCUCGCUUCUCGACGACACCCGCUUUCCUCGCCCAAGCGGAAUGCCUCGACGACUCCCUUCGCCGUGCGUCCGACCGACGGAACACCUACAAGCGACGCUCCUCGACUCUCGACUUGACUGGCUACGUCGCCGCGUCGCCAGAACUCGCUUUCCCUUCGGCAACAGCCAGCCUCACCUCGCUCGUCUCGUCCUCCCCUUCACCGCCUCUCCCGCCCAAGCCUUUCCGUCGACUCUCGCAGAUGCGCGCACCCGCAGGACACCCUGCCAGCCACCACUUGCGGUUCUCUCGUGCAUCGUCGACUUCCCCUUCGUCCCCUCGCAGCUCCUCCUCUUCCCGCCCGCCAAAGAUCUCGCCGCCGGCAGCUGGACUGCCUGCCAACGCAAAGUCGCCUUCUCCUACUCUUCUCGCACUUCCUCGCCGUCGGUCGAGCGCAGGUGCGCCCCUCGCAUGGCGAGGACGGCUCGACUCGGUUGCGGAAACGGCGGCGAGUUCCGCCCGAGGAGGAGACGAGGUCCCUGUCAGGUUUGGACCGGGCGCGAGCAGGAGGCGCUCGAGCGUACGACGGUUCACGAACUGCACGAGCGCGAGCGACGUCUCCUUCCCGCACUCGAUCGGUACGGAGGAUGCGGAAUCGUCGCGCUCGCCUGUUCUUCCCGUGACAGCCGCGCCCUCGCCGACCGGCCGGGACCUCCCGCCUCUUCCGGCGGCUACCUCGGACAUCGACUUCUCCGGCUACACCCUCGGCAAGCCCGCGACUCGCCCCGUCUCCUGCAUCUCUACCGGUUCCGACCUUCCUCCCGAACUCGUCGACGCUUUCCCCGCUCCGCCCCUCCCACCCUUGCCGCCGUUCGCUCGUCCUCGCGUACCCGCCAAGCUCGAUCUCUCCCGACAGGCCCGCGACUCGAUCUUGACGGCAACGGCAUCCAGUUCGCGAAGCCUUCCUUCACACGCCUCGACCCCGUCCACCUCCUCGUUCGCCUCUUCGCUCACAUCGCAGGCGUCGAUAGACCUGGGACCAAAGUCGGCUGGCCCGGUAGUUUCGGUCGACUUUGGUGCCGCAACUUUGACGGGCAAGACGUACCGACCGCCCUCGAGUGCCGGCUCUGUCGCGACUUUCGUCCUCGAGGACAUCAUCGACGAGUUGAACGGUCUGCACGUCAAGGAGGAGAAGGCUGGACUGACUGGUCGUUGCGAACGCCUCCUCUCGCUUGAGCAGCCGGACCCGCAACUCGCCAAAGAUCUUGCGCCGACUGUGCUCGCCUCGAGAAUCGUGCCGCAGGCGCGCUCUCCGCCUCGCUUCCAGUCGUUCUUCUCCCUCGACAAGCCCAUCUCGACUUCGAAGCCGCUUCCCGCUCUCGUCUCGCCUCUCUCGCACGCACUCCUCGACGAGUCGCGCUUCAACUCGCCGCGCUUCUCGCCACAGACGCCCGGCUCGGCGCGUCUCGCAACCGACAAGCUGCACGACCUCCCGCCUUCGAUGCCAGCCUCGCUCGAAACGUCACCCGUCCCACCGCAGAAACCCUGGACAAGCCGACCUCGGAUCGCUUCCGCCGACGCCGCACACCGCGCUCUCACGCAACAAGCCGAAGCGAGGCGCGACACGUACCCGACAUUCGUCCCGCCUUCUCAGCGGACGCAGGAGCCCAACUUGUUUGACGCGCUGCUCGAGCAGGCUUUGCGGGUGGAUGAGCAGGGUGGCAAGAGCGGCGGUGCGACGAGGGAGCAUAGGCUAGGGAGCAAGGAUAAGCGCGGGUUCGACAAGGCGGAUAUUGGAGCGUGGCUGGAUAGGGCGAGGAGGGAAAGCGAGGAGCACGCGCGAAUGAGGGCGGUUGUGCGGGUGUGA